Hemisphaericaspora subhashii is the source of this 420-nucleotide messenger RNA. RefSeq lists its product as uncharacterized. The transcript has 2 exons. The record is from RefSeq and is a predicted model, not a curated record. NCBI's taxonomy places the organism in Eukaryota, Fungi, Ascomycota, Pichiomycetes, Serinales, Debaryomycetaceae. Bases 1 to 420 code for a protein of 139 amino acids.
AUGAAUAGUUUGAAUAUUUCUUACCAGCACAAGAAUUCGAAUGAAGUUGAACGUUUGGGUAUUCCAUUACGAGAAUGUUCAGUACAUUACAAUGCUUGCGGACGGAAAAUUAAUGAAUUACGUUAUUUAAUAGAAUUCAUUCCCAUGUUGUUUUCUAAAUUGUACUUUAGAGAUUUACAUUCUCCUUUGGCGAAUUCCGACUCAACGUCAAUUUAUGAAAGAGUAGGAAAGAAACUUAUCCCUCGUGUCAAACUUAAGAAGCUACAAACACCCAGAGCCUCGGGUAGUUUUGGUUUAUUAAAUAUUCUGGACCAACUAUUAGGUAGAAGAGCCAAAGAAAUAUUUGGACUAUUCAUGGCGGAUGAUACUAAAGCCAUUGGCGACUUUCGUUUCAGAUUACAAGAAAUUUGUCAAACUUAA